This is a messenger RNA of Besnoitia besnoiti, 1962 nucleotides long. RefSeq names its product DnaJ domain-containing protein. The coding region runs from base 1 to 1962 and encodes 653 amino acids. The record is from RefSeq and is a predicted model, not a curated record. Lineage: Eukaryota; Apicomplexa; Conoidasida; Eucoccidiorida; Sarcocystidae. The transcript is spliced from 9 exons.
AUGCGCGCCGUCUCUGCGUGGAUUCGCCCUCGCAGAGCCUUCCAUCUUUUUUCGCUUCGUCAACCGUCCACGGCCUACCUCUCUACGAGUCGCAGAGCUAGGGCAGCGAGCCUUGCCUUCCUGCCUCGCGCUUUCUCCAAUCGCGCGCGCGAUUGCUCCCUGCCCUUCGCCCGGCUGCUUCAAGUGAAAAGCCCCGCCAGCACGAUGUCGUCGUCUCCUCGAUCUUCCUCUUCUUCCCCCCCCUCCUCUUCUUCUUCCUCUUCGUCGUCGUCUGCCGCAGACUUUUUCGGGACUUUCGACGUGUGGAGCAUGUUUGGCAACGGCGGCGCAGCUGAGAAAGCGUCCCCUGGGAGAAGAGCCAAGAGGACCGCCACCGAAAAGCAGAAGGAGCAGGAGUCCUCAGGCGGUGCCGCGCCAUCCAGAUCUUCUUCGUCCAGCAGCGGUAUCACAGGCUUUUUCGAUGGGUUCUUCAGAUGGGGAAGCACCUCCGACCCCUCGACCUGGAAUGACAACUGUACAGGUUACUCGCUGCCGGCCGAAGCCGCGGAGGUCCUUCAGGGGAUUAAGACAGACGCAAGCGACAGCGCGUCGGGCGAGACUCUCAAGGCCCUGCCGUGGAACGAAGACGACAGCAAGGUGGAGAAAGGUGCGUCUUCCGCUGCCUCGCCCUCCUCGUCUUCGUCCGCCGCAGCCUUCUUCGCCGACGAGCCGAGCGAGAAGCGAGAGUUCAAAGAGAAGUCUGAGACCAGCAACGCAGCGAGCGCGACUGGCGGCGUGGGGGGAGAGGAAAGCAAGAAGAGAGUCGUUGACACGAGCUACUACGACGUGCUAGAGGUCUCACCCGAAGCCUCGUCCGCGCAGAUCAAGAAAGCCUACUACAAGCUGGCGCUCAAAUGCCACCCUGACAAGAACCCGGACGACCCCGAAGCGAAACUGAAGUUCCAGAAAAUCGGCGAAGCGUACCAGGUUCUGAACGAUCCGAAGAGGAGAGAGCAGUAUGAUAAGUACGGCAUGUCGGCGACGCAGAACAUGAAUCUUAUCGAUCCUGCGCUCUUCUUCAUGAUGCUUUUCGGCUCUGAGCACCUCGACCCCUGGAUCGGCAAGCUGAAGAUGGCGCACCUGGUUGAGGUGCUCACCCAAGACGAGGGCGGCGGUCUCUUUGAAAUGGACGAAAACACGGAAGCAAAGUCCGACGCGUCGACCAAGCAGCGCGAGAAGAUGAUGAAGGAAAUGGAGAGUGAACAGAAGAAACGUGAAGUAACGCUCGCUCUUGAGCUUCGCGACCGCAUUCAGCCCUUUGUCGAAGGCCACGAGGUCCAGUGGCGGCGUGACAUGAGCAAGGAGGUCACUGCUCUUUGCGAGUCGUCGUUCGGCGACUCCAUCGUGGAGUCUCUGGGGUGGACCUACGAGAACUUUGCGGACGCAUAUCUCGGCGAAGUCCAAACUGCGUGGGGUCUCGGCGCGACGCUAGCCAAUGUCCAGGCGACCGGGCGCAGCAUUGGCAACACGUUUGCAGUGGCCAAGUCGAUGGUCCAAGCGGCUGUCGCAGCAACGGACAUUCAGGCCCGACACGAACAGAAAAAGAAGGGCUCAGCUGAGGGAGAGAAAGAAGGAGACGCAGAGAGCGGAGAGCAAGCCCAUGCAGGACCAGCCCAUCUGGAUACUCACGAGAUGGGCAGAGUGGGAGAGAUUCUCCAAAGCAUUCUGAGUAUCGUUCUGUACGACGUCGAAGAUACCGCGCGCAAAGCAGCCGAGAAGGUCUGCCGCGAUGAGUCGGUAGAUUUGCGCACGCGCGUGAAGCGAGCAGAGGCUCUGAAGAUCCUCGGUCACCUCAUGCAAGAGAAGGGAGCCAUGUUCAAAAAACUCAAGGAGAACAAGAAAUUUGACGUGUCCAAGCACAUGGAAGACGCAUUCAUCAAGGCUACCAUUGCGGCAGACGAAAAGAACCACAAGGCGCGCUAA